AUGUCAAAUAACCUGCCGGAACCAGAUCUCUACAUAGCUCUAUCAUCAAUUAAUACCAUCUGGUUAUUCGAAUUACCCGAAUUAUCAUGUUUUUCCCAAGAUUACAAGUCUUUCCUAUCAAAUGAUUUUGAUCCCAAGGAAUACGCCAAUUCUACAAUAAAUUCGACAUCGGAUGGUGAUGGAGAUAUCACAAUUUCUCUGGCCAAACUGUCAUUUGGUAUAGAUAACUUAAAUAAGCAACUGCAUGAUCAGGUGACCGCACAUUUCGAGGAUUUGAUAACGCAAGCCGCUGGAAUUCGAGAUUUGGAAAAUGUUCUAAGCACAGUUAAAGAGGGCGUGAAAUCCCUCAAUGCUGCCUUUGACAGGCUCAAAGAAAAUAUACAUACUCCAUAUGCGCAGAUAAAAAAUUACACUUUGCAAUUAGAAAGAUAUCAAACUGCUUCCGAUUUGUUGCGAAAUGUCGUGAGAUUAUUUUAUUUAGCAAGAUGUUUAGAAAGUCAAAUGGCAGAAAUCGACAAUAAGAAAGAAAAUAGGAUUGAAUAUUUUAAGGCGGCACCUAUCAUCGGUGAAUUGGAUAUACUUUUGAAAGAAAUAGAUUUUGAAGGAAUUGAACUUGUGCAAUCUCAACUACCAUCAAUUAAAAAAGCAAAAUAUAGAAUAAUCAGUGAGGCAUUUCGAAUGCUACAGGAAGGAAUAAAUAGUCAAAACGAAGAGGAGAUCAAGAUCAGUCUGCAAAUAUUCAAUGAACUCCACGAUGUGGGAGAGCGUGUUUCAAAAUAUGUGGACGAUGUGUCCGAAAAGUUACUGAUUCAAAUUAAGAAUGCAAUUGAUGUCGCAUCACUUCAAAAGGAGACGAAAGACGCCGGAAACACCUCAACGAAAGGAAUUAGGUGGUUAGGAACGGAACCGCUUAUGGGCAUGAAUGUGGCAUGGACCUCGACGUUAUGGAGAAGAAUGGAAGUAUUGAUGGACGAGAUCUGCGAGAGUUGCUGCAAGAUAUACAUUUUGGAGAAGGUGCUUUCGGGCGAAAGAGAUUCAACGACCGGGUUGUCAUAUUUAGACGAUGUCAACAAUGUAUUGGAUGGCGGAUUAAUACAACAUUUUUGGAAGCUCUUAUCCUUGAAUUUUGGAAAAGAGUUGAAGGAAGCUACCAAAGGCUUCGCAUUUAUUCAACAAUCACUUGUUAACGGAUAUCCAAAGUUACUUCGUCUGAUUCGCGAUUUCUUUAAAAAACUUGAAGUCCGGGGAUAUUUAAAACUUGAUGAUGUUCAAAGCAUUGCAACUUUUGAGAUGGGAUAUUUGGAGCGAUCCGUCAUUCGAUUGUUUGAGCCCGUCAAUGUAGCUUUCCCGACGGGUACCUAUCGCAUAUUCCCUUCGAAAUCUGACGUUACAAAUCUAGUUCGAACCAUCUCGAGUGAAUUAGAAGUGGCAAAAUUUGAUUCACACUUGUUACAUGCUGUUGCAAAGAAUGUUGUCAAGGCUUUGAAUCUCUAUUGCACCAAGGCUGAAAAUAUGGUUGCCGGGGAUGUUACUGCAUAUCAAGUAACCGGUCCUGGACCGUGUACGGCUUCGCAAAACAUCAAUUUUGAACUCAUCAAUGCAUUAUAUAGUUUACAUCAGUCUGUGUGGAAAGUGCUUGAAGAAUAUCCAGACGACAUAACCGAAGUAGUAUUUGAUGCUAUUGAGCACACUAGAAAAGUGAUGAUUAGUAUCGUCGAUCCGUUAUUCCAACACAUAAAAAAGGAACUUGAACUUAUCAUUCUCAAAAUUCACAGGGAGGAUUUUUCAAGGCAAUUAGCAAAAAACCUUACUCUUCCUCAACAAGCGGAGGCACAGUGUAGCGCGUAUAUGAUUGAACUUUCGGAUCGCAUGAACUACAUCCAAAAAGAAUUACUAUCAAGAAUCUCAUGUGGUUUAAAUGGCAAGGAAUGGUCCAAUGAGUUAGGAAAAAGGAUUCUUUAUUUUUGGAUGUUGCACGCAAGUUUGGUUCGUCCGUUGACUGAAAAUGGAAAAUUCAAAUUAACUCGGGACAUGGGUCAGCUAGAGUUUUCUUUAAAUCAACUACUUAUCGAGAACGGUUCAAGCAUAGAAGAAUUGAAAAAUGAAUAUAACUCUUUGAGAGCCUUCAAACAAUUAUUAUUUCUUGAAAGUUCUCAAAUGGCCGAAGAACGGUACACGUUGAAUUUGCCAUUGUUGAUAUUGAUUCAUCAUAUAAUAGUGAGAUCAUCCACGCCUACAGUUGCGCCUAAUACAAACACCAUAGACACAUUGCAAUUGCCACAUAAGAUUUAUGGAUGGACAGAGUCAGACUAUUCCAAAUGGUUGGAUGAACAUAAUGAAGGUGAAGGCAUAGAUUUGAUAAAAGGUUGUCUGAGAAGUAGUAAAGAGUUGGAGAUGGGUGAGGAACAAGAAUUGUUUGAAGAGAAGUUGAUCAGAAAAUUGUUGAAGGAAAGGGCAGGGAUCGAAGUUUAA
Molecule: messenger RNA, 2472 nt
Organism: Acaulospora morrowiae
Lineage: Eukaryota; Fungi; Glomeromycota; Glomeromycetes; Diversisporales; Acaulosporaceae
Source: the annotation of a GenBank genome assembly